This is a messenger RNA of Ilex paraguariensis (yerba mate), 2653 nucleotides long. Lineage: Eukaryota; Viridiplantae; Streptophyta; Magnoliopsida; Aquifoliales; Aquifoliaceae. The record is from the annotation of a GenBank genome assembly.
AUGGAGAGCACCCUCUCCAAGUCUACUCUUCACACACAUAGAUGUAUGCGUCGCACACCCUUCAACCGUUUGUUCGCCGGAGUUUACACCAUCGCCCUCUUUGCUCUGCUCUACCACCAUGUACUCACACUUCUCCACUCCACCACCUUAGUCUCCUUCUUUAUAUCCAUAUCCAUGUUAAUCUCUGAUAUUCUUCUGGGAUUCAUGUGGUCCGCCUCACAGGCCUUUCGCAUGCGCCCAAUCCAUCGCCAACAAUUCCCUGAAAACCUUGAGAAAGUCGUUGACCGGAAGGAUUUUCCGGCGAUGGACAUCUUUAUAUGCACUGCAGAUCCGUACAAAGAGCCGCCGAUGACCGUCGUCAACACGACCUUGUCGGUGAUGGCUUAUGACUACCCAACGGAGAAGCUUUCAGUGUAUGUAUCAGACGAUGGAGGCUCAGAGCUUACUCUCUUUGCUUUAAUGGAGGCGGCAAAGUUUGGGAAGCACUGGUUACCCUAUUGUCGGCAAAAUAACAUCGUAGAUAGGUGUCCAGAAGCUUAUUUCAGAUCAAACCACCCUCGGAGUUCAGAGAUAGAUAAAAUCAAGAUGAUGUAUGAAAGCAUGAAGAUUGGGGUAGAGACUGUGGUUGGAACAGGUAAAGUCGGCGACCAGCAUGUUAGCAGUGAAGAAGAGCGUGAAGCUUUUAACAAAUGGACACAAGGAUUCACUCGUCAAGACCAUCCCUCCGUAAUCCAGGUUUUGUUAGAGAUGAAAAAAGACAAAGACAACACAGGCCAAUCUAUGCCUAAUCUUAUAUACGUAUCGAGGCAGAAAAGCAAAGCUUCCCCACAUUAUUUUAAGGCUGGCGCCCUCAAUGCCCUGCUCCGAGUAUCUGCCAUCAUGACCAAUUCACCCGUCAUCUUGACUCUGGACUGUGACAUGUACUCCAAUGACAGCCAAACACCUCACCGUGUGUUAUGCUACCUUAUCGGUUCCGCAAGUCGGCCCAACUUGGGGUACAUUCAGUUUCCCCAACGCUUUCAUGGCCUGAACGAAGCCGAUAUCUAUGCAUGCGACCUCAAACGUGAGUUUAAAGUCCAACCAGUUGGAAUGGAUGGGCUCUCCGGGCCUAAUUAUGUUGGAACAGGAUGUUUUUUCCGGCGUCGGGUUUUUUUUGGUGCUCCAUCGUCAUUUCUCCCACCUGAAUUACCUGAACUGAGCCCAGACCACGUCGUGGAAAAGCCCAUCAAGGCCCAACCUAUUUUGGCACUAGCGCAUCUUGUAGCUGGUUGCAAUUUUGAAAACCAGACCAAUUGGGGUUCCAAGAUGGGCUUCAGAUAUGGAUCCUUGGUGGAGGACUACUACACGGGAUAUCGACUGCAAUGCGAGGGUUGGAACUCAGUAUUUUGCCACCCUGAUCGGCCGGCAUUUUUGGGGGAUAUCCCUAUCUCUCUCAAUGAUGUGCUAAGCCAGACCAAGCGGUGGUCCGUCGGCCUCCUUGAGGUAGCCUUCUCCAAGUAUUGCCCCGUAACAUUUGGUGCCCGGGCCAUGGGCCCUCUAAUGGGUCUGUGUUUUGCAUAUUAUGCCUUCUGGCCCAUAUUUUCUAUUCCAAUCACCACUUAUGCAUUCCUCCCUCAGCUGGCUCUCCUCAGUAAUUUCUCGAUAUUUCCUAAGGUCACAGAUCCAUGGUUUGUCUUGUACAUUUUUUUAUUUCUUGGGGCCUAUGCACAAGAUUGCCUUGACUUCAUCUUAGCCGAUAGUACCAUCCAAAGGUGGUGGAGUGAUCAGAGGAUGUGGCUCAUAAGAGGACUCUCAUCUCAGUUGUUUGGAUUAACCGAAUUUGUGACCAAAAGCUUGGGUGUCGCCACACAUGGAUUCAAUGUCACCAGCAAAGUAGUUGACGAUGAGCAGAGCAAAAGGUAUGAUCAAGGGAUUUUUGAGUUUGGUGUUCCGUCGCCCAUGUUUGUUCCUCUAGCAAUGGCAGCGACAAUCAAUUUGAUCGCGUUCGUCAGGGGACUACUUGAAGUUUGCAGUGGUGGAAAUGUAGAUGGAUCGUUAGUGCAAAUGUUUAUAUCUGGUUUUGGGAUAGUGAAUUGCUUUCCAAUUUAUGAAGCCAUGGUCUUGAGGACUGACAAAGGAAGGAUGCCUAUUAAGACCACCAUCAUUUCUAUAUUUCUGUCAUGGGCUCUUUACACCACAACUUCUCUCAUAUUGAAGAUAUGAAAGGGAUUUCACUGUGGUUUAGUAUCAUGGUCAAGAUAUAUAAGUAUUCAAGAUAUAUAAGUAUCAUGGUUUAGAAUUUUUCACUUUCUGUGCUAUUAAGCUUACUUUAGAGUAUACAAUUUGUAGGGCAGGAAGUCUGGCCUGGAUGGUCACCUAGUAACAUGUGCUCAUAGCAUCAUUUGGAAGCCGGGUUUUUUGCUGCAAAUGGAACUCGAACACAAAACAUUCCGGUUUAUAAUUCGCCUCUUCUUGAUUGCGUGGGUUUUCCAAUAUGAAUUUCAUUGCCAAAAAUUGGGUACUAGAGGGAGUACUAGCACAAAAUCACUGGCUUUCACUUGUGGAAGCAUUUGUUUUCUAAUACCAAGAAAAAAGAAAAUAAGGUUUACAUUCUCAUUCUCUCACCAUUUAGCUUUUUAUGAAUUUAGUCAAUGUAUGUGAUUCGAAACUGGCA